UUUAAUUGAUUUAUCCGCCCUUUUUCCCUCCCUCCCAUUCAACUCUCUCAAACACGCCCUCGCCCAAAAUCACUAUGCACCAUCAACAAAUUACUUCUUCUCGAUUUCCUUCUUCAAUUUCAGUGAGGGACCUGCAGCCUUUAUCGAACGAAGAACUUGAAGCCAUUGAUGCUAUAGAAGCCGCGUUUCAACAGUCCUCUUCCUCUUCUAUCACCAAUAGCAAACGACGUUCAUCUCCUCACAAAAACGACGACGAGUACCUCCGUAAAACUCCCCGACGACAGUUACCUAAUUCUGUUUUAGGUCUCUCUGCACCUUUUUCACUCUCUCCUUGUCAAGAUAAUGUAAAGGUGAGAUAUCCUGCAUUGAAGUUUGGAGGUCGAAUUUUUUAUAGUAGAACUAGAGAGGAUGUGGAGAAAGCUGCAAGGGAGCUUUUAAGAAGUAUUGAAUGUCAAAGAAAGGAAACAGUUGCUUUAGGGUUUGAUAUUGAAUGGAAACCUACCUUUAAAAGAGGUGUUUUGCCUGGAAAGACUGCUGUAAUGCAGUUAUGCACUGGUACUGAUUAUUGUCAUGUGAUGCAUAUAAUUCAUUCUGGAAUCCCCAAAAGUCUGCAGUCUCUUCUUGAGGAUUCUGCGCUUCUCAAAGUUGGUGUUGGCGUUGGCAAUGAUUCCGUUAAGGUUUUUACAGACUAUAAUGUAUCUGUUAAAGCAGUGGAGGACCUAUCUUAUCUGGCAAGAAAGAAAAUUGGUGGGAAACCUAAAAGUUGGAGUCUUCAAUCCCUAACUGAGAUGCUUGUUUGCAAAGAGCUUGGGAAGCCCAAUAAAAUCAGAUUGGGAAAUUGGGAAGUAGAUGUUUUGUCAAAGGAGCAACUAGAGUAUGCUGCUACUGAUGCUUUUGCUUCUUGGCAGCUUUACCAGGUGCUAAGAAGUCUCCCAGAUACAAAGGAGGUGGCUGAUGGAAGAAGUGAGGAAGCGGAAGUAGUGCCAUAAUCAUCCAGGUUCACUGUUAUCAUCACAUUAAAUCAUGUCUAUCUAUUUUUUUUACAAAUUGACCAGCCUAAAAUUAAAUUUUGGGAUGUUGUAAGUUGUCACCAAUAUUAAUUAUAAAGAAGCGCUAUUUCAGAGAAUUACUGCUCCAAGAUGAAACUAAUCUUAUACUAAAUUAUUGGGGGGAUUUAAAACUUUAGAUCGGUUAUGAGUUGUCAGAUACAUAAUGAGAGUACCAUUCCUCUUCAUGGAACUCUCAUAAAUAUUGGCAGUUGGAAAAUUACUUUGGGACCUUUUCACAUGAGAAGUUAGUUUGGUAAAUUAAUUAUUCAUUCCAUCAUGUCAUCAUAACCUCUUAACAUUUGUUUGUUCCAUACAAUUUUAUUUCUUUGGACAAAUGUCAAACACAAGAGGUUUUCAUGUCAGAUCAUAUGACGCCUGAAUUAGAUAGGAUUGGAUUGGAUCACCAUUUGUAGCAAGUUGGGUCUAGGUCUUGAAAAGAAAUUGGCCGCAUAUUAGAAAGCUAGAAAGCAAGCAUUAUAGAGAAAAACAGAAGGGGCAUAGAAAAGGGUUAGGGGUAUGUUAUAUUUGUAGUGUUAACAAAGUGUCAAAUUAUUAUUUAUCGAAAGGCAAAAUCUUUUGAAAUGUGUGAGAGAGAUGUCUUAAUCAAGAUUCCAAGUGGACCUCCUAAAUUCCCGGUUGCAAUGAAGAGGAAAAAAAAUCGAACACAGCACAUGCCUAGCACAUGGUUGAAGAGACAAAAGGUUAUGUCCAUUUCUCUUCUUAGCUUUUGCUGUGAAAACAAAAAAAAAUCUUAAAUUGAAAUGCCAACAAAUUGUGUUCAUGUGUUAAACAUGUUAGCUGUAAAAUAGAUUCUUUCCUUCUUCUUUUGCUUGUUUUCGUACUUUACUGGUGUUUUCUCUUUUGUUUCUGUUGUCUUAUAUGUAUAUAUACUUACCAAAGGGCAGCAAUUGUAUUAGACUUUACGUAUUGUUAAGGGAUUUUCAUAUUAUAAAUAAUUUUUUUUUUUACUCUUAGAUUAGAGUCCCUCUUUAGUGGUUAAUCUGAUGAACAGCAAAUGACUUGAUAAAAAAAAUUGGAAAUGACUGACCCUUUUUUCUUUUUUACCUACGGCUGCCAAUGCUUAGUGAUGACACGAGAGCCAGUACUUUGCAUUUGAACGUCACCGACACCCAAAACCAAAGUGUCACCGACACUUGUGCGCAGACAAGUCUUGGCAGCUAAUAGUCUUGUGGUUAGCAAACUUUUAUGACACAAUAUAGUAGAGGAUAGAACCCAAAUAAAUCAACAAUAAGCAACAAAGUAUGAUUGAUUGACACUUUUAGUGUCUUUUUCACAUUGAAAUUAAAAUUGCAUGUUUGAGAACAUAUUUCUUUUAGAUAGUGUGAAAGGUAAUUUGAGUAAUUUUGUUUCUCCUUUUUUCUUUUUUUGUAUCCUUAUGUCUUUAUUAAAUGAAGGGUAUCUCAGCGGUAGUGGUCGUGACCUCAAGAAUGGAUACAAGCUUAAGUUCUCUUCUAGCACAUGCUGGCUAUGAUUAUCUGAUUGCCGUAUUCUAACUAUAAGGUUAUAGCUAAACAGUAAUCAUUAGUGAUACCCCCUUAUGAAAAAUCUUGUAAUACUAGUUAUGUUCACAGAACUUUUUAGACAAUUUUAUUUAAUAAAAGGUACUUAAGUUGGUGAAGCUUUCAAGCUAAGAUAA
This is a messenger RNA of Ricinus communis (castor bean), 2706 nucleotides long. RefSeq names its product Werner Syndrome-like exonuclease. Gene Ontology annotation, molecular function: nucleic acid binding; 3'-5' exonuclease activity. Bases 75 to 989 code for a protein of 304 amino acids. NCBI's taxonomy places the organism in Eukaryota, Viridiplantae, Streptophyta, Magnoliopsida, Malpighiales, Euphorbiaceae. The record is from RefSeq and is a predicted model, not a curated record. The transcript is spliced from 6 exons. Gene Ontology annotation, biological process: nucleobase-containing compound metabolic process.